AUCGUGUCCUAUACACGCCUGUACCAGUCGAAGGUAUUUAUGUGGAUGGUGAAAACCAUCUACUGUGCAUGACAGCCUAGUAACUCGUCCAACCCCUCCACGCCUGCGACGCCUGUCUGCCUCUUCCAUACCCCUCCCUCCUCCCCACCAUGACUCGCCCCGCACGACCCAACCCACUGAAUGAUGCAGAACAAGGCGUUCCCCAACAGGAACCCUACGCUGUCAACAUCCCUCUUCAAAUCGCCCCUUCAACUUCAUGGGUUAGCGAAGCCGGUACUGUCAACACCACGACGUCGUCGACUUCAGCCACAUCGGAACCUCCCGCACAUGCCAUCCCACCCGCACCUAAACCCAAGGCCUCCGACUAUCCAAAGACAGAACCUCCUAUACCUGAAGGAACCGCUGUCGAGGUCAAGGAGGUUUCGCGUCCGCGUCCAGUGCUCACUCCGAAACACAAACUCAAAUACAAGUCGCAAGUCAGCAGAUGGAUCCGAUGGCAGUUGUGGUUUAACACAUAUCGGAAGUUCUUCACAGUGGUCAUAACCUUCAACUUGGUAUCUCUAUUCCUUGCCAUCGCGGGCGUCUGGGACUAUCCUCGUCGGUACACUGGUGCUAUGGUCCUGGGUAACCUUUACGUUGCUAUCCUUAUUCGAAAUGAAGCGUUCGGACGACUCCUCUAUCUCCUGGUUAACACACUCUUCGCCAAGUGGCCCCCUCUCCAGUUCAGACUCGGCUGUACCUCCGCUCUCCAACAUCUCGGCGGCAUUCACUCUGGUUGCGCGACGUCCGGCUGCAUCUGGCUGCUUUAUCGAGUGGUGACUAUCCUUAUUAACCACAGAAUCAACCAUUCCUCGGUUCUGGUCAUGGGCGUCAUCACCAAUAUUAUCGUUAUGAUCUCCAUUGCCUCGGCUUUCCCUUGGGUUAGAAACACACAUCACAACAUCUUCGAACGACACCAUCGUUUCAUGGGAUGGCUAGGUCUCAUUGCCACGUGGAUCUUCGUCAUCUUGGGCGACAGCUACGACCCUGCCACCCAUACAUGGAAUCCUGAUGGACUGCGAAUUGUCCGCUCCCAAGACUUCUGGUUCGCUCUGGGAAUGACAAUCUUCGUCCUCAUUCCCUGGUUCACUAUUCGAGAAGUCAAAGUAGAUGUCGAGAUCCCUUCUCCCAAAGUGGCAAUCCUCCGAUUCCGAAGAGGCAUGCAACAAGGUCUACUCGCGAGGAUAAGCCGAAGUUCAAUUAUGGAGUACCAUGCCUUUGGUAUCAUUUCGGAGGGGAAGCACGCCGAUUAUCAUUAUCUCAUUUGCGGGGUACAAGGGGACUUUACGAGAUCACUUGUGGAGAGGCCACCCACCCGUAUUUGGACACGAGAACUCAAGUUUGCCGGAGUUUCUAACACUUCAACAUUAUAUCGGCGAGGAAUCCGUGUCUGCACCGGAACAGGCCUCGGUGCAGCACUGUCGACAUGUAUCCAGAAUCCCAAUUGGUACCUGAUAUGGAUUGGUUCGGACCAGGAAAAGACCUUCGGCCCGACGAUUUCUGGGCUCAUUAAACGCAAUAUCGAACCUGAGAGGUGCACUCUAUGGGAUUCGAAGGCUCGAGGAGGGAGACCAGACGUUAUGAAGCUGAUCAAGGAGGCGUAUUACUCGUGGGGGGCGGAGGUCGUCUUUAUCACCUCGAAUUAUCAAGGUAAUAGGGAGAUGAUGGAAGGCUGCAAGGAGGCGGGGAUUCCUGCAUUUGGAACACUAUGGGACUUUUGA
This is a messenger RNA of Coprinopsis cinerea okayama7#130, 1760 nucleotides long. RefSeq lists its product as hypothetical. The transcript has 13 exons. Lineage: Eukaryota; Fungi; Basidiomycota; Agaricomycetes; Agaricales; Psathyrellaceae. Bases 150 to 1760 code for a protein of 536 amino acids. The record is from RefSeq and is a predicted model, not a curated record.